UUGCAUACUCUGUGAGCAAAACAAGAUUCUAUGUGGGCAAGCCACCGUUUGUACCUGUCAUUCGGGAAUUACCAAUCACUAAUACUUUUGCAUUUACCAUGGUGAUAUAUGAUGCAGCAUUCCCUCCUGAAGUGGAAAGCCUCUUCUCAAUUAUUAACUUUACCAAACCAGCCAUGAUAUCCCCUCAAAAGACUUCAACUCCAUUUUAUGUGCAGUUCCUGGCUAACGGUUCUGAUACAGCUUUUUCUACCAUAUUACGAGUCUAUACUAAUGCAUCAAUAUUCACUAUACCUAUACACUGUUAUGAUGGCAAAGUCAAGUAUAUUAUUGAUGGUCUUGAGGAAGACAUAGUUGAUUAUGGAACAGUAGGAACAAGAGAAAAGAGAACGAAAUUAUUAAAAAUUUAUAAUACCAAUCCUGUAGAGGUGACAAUAUCCAAAAUAACAUGUAAUGUAGACUUUGCCUCAGUAAAAUUACUUGAUGUACGACUAAAUGGUAGUAAAAAUAAUAACAACAAUACUUCAUCUUCUAAAGUCAAUGAAUUAAGAAAAAGUGAACACGUCAAGGUUCCUAUUAAGCCUAAUCACGUAGCUUUUUACGAUGUUGAGUUAACAGUACCUGCGAAAGAGGGAAGGUAUUCUGGUGAAUUUGAAAUCACCACAAACUUUGAGGUUCUUCAUGUUCCUAUUUAUUUCAAGGCAAUGGAGGGCAAAGUAUCUCCAUCUCCUCAAGUUAUAACAUUUGAACCCUGUUUUCCUGGUCGUAUAGAGAGUCAAACUCUUUCUCUAACAAGUACAUUCUCACAUCCUGUCAAGCUUUUGUCUGUCAUCCCUCAUCCAGCAGAUCCAAGAUUUACAUUUGUUGAAAACUCAACAGCACCUUCAGAUUCUAUAUCACACAAACUUUAUAGAGUUGGUAGUAUCCAUUUUGAUCCUUCUAAAGGAUGUAAAAGUCAGUGUUACGCUGGUCUUGGUACAGGGACUUCAGGAUCAAAAUGGCUAAGUACGCUCACCCUACCUCCAGAUGUCAUAGACCUGGAAAUACAAUAUGUAGAAAAGUUGCAAAGAAUAUAUGAUUCAAUGAAACGAGCUGGCUCAACAGGAAUCGAGGCUACGUUCAACAUCAACACAGAUUUAGCCCAAGGAAUCAGUCUGACAGCACGAGCAUCUUUAACAUGGCCAUCCUUAGCUCCUGUCAAACCCAUCAAAUUCCCUUUGACACAUAUUGGCAAUUAUUCACUGAAGCAUUUUAGUAUAGAAAACCCAGGGGAUGUUCCUGUAGUUGUUCAGAUAGUUUCUUUAUCCACAUAUCCAAAAUCACAAGGAUUAUUAGAUAUUAUAGCAGAUAGAUUCGAUACCGAUGCAUUUAUGGUUCACGGUGAAAAGGUAUUCUCUUUACCAAGUGUAAAUUCCCAGAAGACAAACAGCACAAGUAAAUCAUUAACAGGUGUAACGCCAGCCAUCAGUGGUACUCUUGGCGUUACACCAGCUCCUAAUACACAUGUCACGGUACUCAAUCCUCGCUCUAAAAUCCAAAUACCAGUAAAGUUUCUCCCCGUAGAUGAUAGAAUCCGAUCUUCAAUCAUUAUUAUUCGUAAUAACCUGACUGUGCUAGAUGCUGUGACUGUGCAAGGUCAAGGGGCACGUGGAGAGUUCAUGUUGAAUUCCAAGAAACCUGGUCUGCAGAGUAUGCUGUUAUUUGAGCUGCGGGCAAGCCAUUUGUCAGAAUGCCACAAAACGCCACCUCGCUCCAGAGCACAGCCACUCUUGUCUGUCAAGAAGGUACUAACAGCUACAAAUCCUGGACAGUUAGCAAUCUUUGUCAGUUCACUAAGUAUAGACGGUUAUGAGUGUGAAGGCUAUGGAUUCAAAAUACUCAACUGCAAGUCAUUUAUCUUGAAUCCUAACUCUUCCAGGAAAAUAGAAAUUGCUUUUACUCCAGAUUUCACCAUGUCACGCGUCACACGUCACCUAGAAGUCAGAAGCACCUUUGGUCCAGUGAUGGAAUUCACCCUAGUAGCGACAAUACCUCCCCACCUACUCCCCCUGUGUGCAUCAGCUAUAGGCCUUACUUCAUGGGAGCCGUACUUACAGAUAGUCACAAGCUUUGUCAUGUGUUUGAUGUUCAUCUUAGUUGUGGUUUAUGCUUAUGCAGAAGCUCGUAACAUAUUAGGCAGUCCGAUACCCAGUACGACGAGUUUGUUGCUAAUGAGUUACAAGGAGCCGGAGCAAGUCUUUGAUCUUAAUGCCAUCGCGAGAGAUAAUUCCAAUUCAAGUAAAGAUGACCGGCAGACUACUAUCAGAAAAAAACGAGGAAUCAAAGACAGAACUGAAGAACGACCUUCUAACACAGAAUCCACCAUUACAGGGACGACUAAUGUGCCUAGUUCUACCAAUAACAAUAUCAAUAAAAACACAAGACAAGAUGUUGUACGAAACAGGAGCCCAAAACCUGAUAUGGCAGGAAAACAGUCCAAUGAUGCAUCUAGAAAACCAUCACCUUCAUCCCAUGAUAGUAAAACACGGAACACCCAAGAUAGAGGGGCAAAAUAUUCAGAUUCUUAUGGCAGUGUGAGUAAAAGAUCAAGUGAAUAUAAUCGUGGUUAUGAGCGAGACUACAAGACACCUGUAGCUCAGAUUGAGGAGCUGAAACAAUCGAUCGCUAGUGUACAGGAAAUGGAGACAGAAAACUGCUCAUACUUUGUUGAUAGCUGUAAAAGGGAAUUCAAGGACGUGAAAUCUAAGUCAAAGAAGAAGGCCAAGGCUUUGAAUAAACGUGAGGACAAGGAUUCUAGAUCAAGGAUUAAGGAGAGGGGUGGUUUUAGACAGUCUGGUGAGGACGAAGGUGGCUGCUCUGAUGAUAGUGGAAGUGAACCAAUGCUGGAUAAAAUGACCUUGGAUGUAAGAAUGGACCAACUGAAUGAAAACAGACAGCAAAGACGAGGCAGUUUUCCAAAUGACUCAAGCAACUCAACACCAAGGGAACCAGUGAUCAGAAGUAACAGUACACAGGACAACAAGAGCAGAGCUCGUAAAAACCAAGUAUCUCUAACCGGAAACAAUGUCACAUACAAAGGGAAGAAAAAUGACAACCAGGCAGGUGGGAAGUCGAAGGCGUUGGACUUGGCAUUUAAGUCUAAGGAUCGCAUUACUGCUCUUCAGAUGGAAUCACAUGAUCUUGGACCCACUUCCCCUCAUGCUAUCGCUGCUGCAGUCAUGUCACAACUGGAAAAGAGUCUCCAAACAUCUUCCAAUGAUAACAGUUAUGAAGAGGAUGAAGGAAAGAAGAGGGCAUUUACCAAAAUGAUAGGAUCCACCAAUCACCUGACAGACUCUCCCCCAUCCAUCUCCCCCACGAACCUCAGUGGAAGCAGCCGCAGUAGUAGCUACAGCAGUAUUGUUAGUGAUGGCUCGUCCUCUGGAAGUGAUCAAGGAAAAGGUUCUAUUGCUCAGGCAUUGAAGCAAAGGCUGAAACCCUUAAGAUCCAUGCCACUGGGAGACCAAAGUCAUUUGUAUGAUGGAGGUCGCCAAGCCCAACCAGUUGGUUUUCGUAAGACAAAACCUUCUCAUGCUUUUACAUUGUCUGCAACAAAGAACAGUCCCUGGUCAACAUCAGCAGAUUCUGCUCUUGCUCCUGGUUCUUCCAGCCCUUCUCUACAACAUGCCUCAAUGUCCCAGUUCAGCCCCAUACCAAGUAGCUCUCUUUUCGAAAGCACUCCCUUCAACACAAUGAGCAUUGCAUCUGGUGAUUUGGGAAAUUCACCACAGGGAUCCCAGGAUAGCCAACGUCUUCCUCGUGAUUUCAGCGUCUUUGGCGUUUCUGAUGCAUCAGAGGAUGCUAGGGCUCAUCCAAGUAUUUGGUCCAGCAAGCCAAAUGACAACCACUUUGGUAAUCCUCAGAGCCUUUUUAGUUCUGGUCCAGCUGAUGAGACGUUCCAGGGAAAGCCUGUACGCUGCCCUAACAACUGGGUCAACUUUCUGGACAAUGCUGAGACAAGCCCUACACCUCUUAAUUUCAAGAGCGUAGCAGAGAUAUGGGAUUCUGGUAGCACCCCAGCCAGUGAUGGAUGGUCAUAUUGUGGUCCACCACACCAACCUGAUACAAGAGGAACACCUGCAGAGUCUGAGGCUGACCCUGUGGACACCUUGUUUAGAGCAGGCCCAAGCUGGGCUUCCACGCCAGAUAACCAGGAAGGAACACCUUUCAUUGCACAAGAAACUUGGGGCCCAGCCCAGGUUUCAAGCAUUUGGAGCGAGCAAUAUGGAUCUAUCCCAAGCUCUACCACUAUGCCAGCUACUAGUGACUCUCUUACCUUCCAAUCAAUGGCUCCACAUCAAGGGGUUGAUUCUCCCGAGCCCGACUCCCCUGGGGGUACUUUUGAUGCUAUGAGUGGAUUCAGUUCACCAGAGAUUUGGAAGCAACAGCCUUGGUCCUCUGGAAAGUAUUGAGAAAAACUGACUUGGUUGUUACUAGUGAUGAUGUGUGUCACCAUGGAAAUGGCAUGUACUUUAGAGUUUAAACUGCUUGGUUGUAGAGAUAUAGUCCUGACAGAUUGCUUCAACUAUUGAAAAUAACCCAAAAUUAGCUUUUCAAACAUUUAAUAUUUUAUAGAAUUUAUUUAUCACUUGGGCUAAGCCAGCUUUUUUAUGUGAAAAAUCUCUACAACAAAACCCUUUUUUCAGAAAUCCUAUUGUUGUAGCCGUAACUGGGGUGAUGUUUGUCUCUGCAAUGUUUGCAACUUUACAGAAACGUGCUUUAUGCCUUUUUCAUAAUCAUAGGACAACCCAUAACUUAGUUUUUCUUCAAAUAACUGGAUUAAAUUGCCCUAUUUCACUAUGACGUCACAUCAAAACAAUCUAUUGUUUAAACGCAAAGGAUCACGGUUGUC
This is a messenger RNA of Actinia tenebrosa (Australian red waratah sea anemone), 4888 nucleotides long. Its product is annotated as transmembrane protein 131. The record is from RefSeq and is a predicted model, not a curated record. Gene Ontology annotation, cellular component: membrane. NCBI's taxonomy places the organism in Eukaryota, Metazoa, Cnidaria, Anthozoa, Actiniaria, Actiniidae.